CAGAGGUCGGACUGCCAGGACCCACACCGGUCCUCGAUAGAGUCUGCACACCCUCAGCAAGACUAGAUCAGCGGGGAAGGAAGAUCUUCUUCGCUGAAAAGAUGGACUGCACUGAAAGGAGCAGUACAAGUUUGCACCUUCAAGCAUGGAGGCGCAAAUGCAGUGGCUUUUAAUUGCAGUUUUUCCUCGCAUCUUUCUGCUGUGGUUCUGAAAGCGCAGAGGAGAACACUGGGGGGACUACCUGCCCCUCUGCAUGGCCGUGGACAAGACACUGUUCUUGGCGUCUUUGGAAAGUGUCUCAAAGCUUCUCCAAGAGUGACGUUCCGCUCUUUUCACCGCAAACUGGGCUACGGAAUGAGUGCACCGACUGCGCCAGUCGUUUCAGUGCUGACUGCGACAUAACGGUCUUGGGAAGGGACACACUCAGAGCACAACCCCGUUCAUCUUGACAUGUCCAUCCCGCUUUUGUCUUCUGAAAGAUCACAUCCUUUGCAUAUGAAGCAGUAGAAGACAAGUGAGAGAGAGCUCGCAUCAUCAUCAUUCCUGGUGCAUCAUGGGUACCGUACUGUCACUGUCACCCGGCUCACGGAAGUCAGGCUACUAUGACAACCGUCCUGGCUCACUGAGCCACUACCCAAGCCUCAGCAGCCGCUCUCUCAACAGUCAGAAAGAGCGAGGACUAAAGAGGGGCCAGUCCAUCUUCCUCCCGGUGCUCACGUGGAAGCGACUGGUGGCCUCCACCAAGAAGAAAGGGAAUGCCAAGAAAAGCUCCAAUGUUCCAGUUGCCCUCGGUGACCCUCUCAACAACAACAACAUAAACGUUUACCAAAAGGAUCCUGUGCUGCACCUCAACCGUGAGAAUGUGAGGAAGUCUUUGUCGUGUGCCAACUUGUCCAACUACGAGGUCUCAGCAGGCCUGGGCCUGGGGCUCGGCUACGGCCUGGGACUGGGUAUGGGUCAUGGAUAUGGUUACAUGAAACCCCAGCAACUUUCCUCAGUGAAAAAAGUUCCCCAGGGGACACUGACCACAUCCCCUAAACGUGUCAUCGUCCAGGCGUCCACCAGCGAGCUGCUCCGCUGCUUGGGGGAGUUCUUGUGUUGUCGCUGCUACCGCCUCAAGCAUCUGUCCCCGGCUGAUCCGGUUCUCUGGCUGCGAGCCGUGGAUCGUUCGCUGCUGCUGCAGGGCUGGCAGGACCAGGCCUUCGUCACGCCUGCCAACGUGGUCUUCGUCUACAUGCUGUGUCGAGACGUCGUGGACGGCGACUUGGUAGCAUCGGAGCACGAGCUUCAGGCCAUCCUGCUCACCUGCCUCUACCUGUCCUACUCUUACAUGGGCAAUGAAAUCUCCUAUCCGUUAAAGCCCUUCCUGGUUGAGGCAGGUAAGGAAGCCUUCUGGGACCGCUGCCUGGCCAUCAUCAACGCCACCAGUUCCAAAAUGCUGCGCAUCAACGCAGACCCUCACUUCUUUACGCAAGUAUUUGCCGAACUUAAAAGUGAAGGGAGCUGUGUUCCUCAAGAUUACAGUAGGGUUCUGGAUCGGUGAGAGGAGCUUCGGUUGCACUUUCUUGCCCUCAGCAAGCUUUUUUUUUUAUGCUCAUGCGCACAGGCACACACUCUAAUUCAUGCAGAAACAGCCAUAUUUAAAUAUUUCGUGUCGUAUGUUGGUUGCCAAUGUCCCUUUCAUGUAGAAAUUUGAGAUUCACACACUAGAUUGGACUUGACAACUAUGGCAUGUGUGUUAUUUAAGGAGAAAUGUAGCAAAAUGCAUCAAAAUUUUUUGCCCUAACCCCCAACAAAUACCUAUGAAACCUCCUUCGGGAAGCUCAUAAUUGGAGUCCCGUUUGUGUUGUUUACCUGCAAAAUCUGCGUGCGUUUACUUGAAUUUUCGGAGCCAUUUGCUCCACUUGGCCCUUCAAACAUUGCGCGGCAUGCGUCUGCCUCCAGUUGUCUCAGCUGCCUCUCUGGAUCAGCACAAGCAGGCAUUCCCUCAGCAUCCCCAUGCACCUCUUUGAAUGUGAUAAAUCAGCGUGCACGGCGCAGACUGGAGGACGCCAUCCCCUCGCUCUUUCUCUCUUGCCGAGCACCAUCAUGGAUUUCCAGUGGUCGAAUUCUAAACAUCCAAGCCGAUUGGAUUGACAUUUUCAUCAGACUGAAUAAUAAAAUGUGCUACAGACAGUUUAAUCCGCCUUAGUUAGAUUUUCCUGGACAAUGGAGAGAUCCCGACCAGUCAGCAGAGAGAACGGACCCGGAUUGAUGGGAACAGCUGCAUGUCGGUACCAUGCAGGUCCUGCUGUGUAACAAACUGCUUGUGUUUAGUCUAAAGCCUUUUGUGGGUCAUCUAUCCAGAGGGGACAGUUGCCUAUUUUUAUUCUAAUCAAACUCACCAAUGAGCUUUUCUGUGUUUACUUAUCUAAGUAGUUUUGUGGUGAAGCCUGAUUUAGGAUGUGAGCGGAAGCCUGUUGUGCUGUGGACAACCGCCAGGGUCAUCAGCUGUUUAGCCCGUACUGUGUUCCCUUGCCUCUUGUUGACAGACUGCCACAGCCCGGGUAUUAAUUAGAUUACCAGAUUAUUACAGCCCCACCCUCUCCCUCAUGACCACCCCUUCUUGUCCACUCGGCAACCCCUGCGGAGUUGGGCCCACUAAUCCAGGCCAUGCUGGAUAGCAAGCAUUUAAAUGCCUUGUCAUGUGCGCUCUACGCUGAAUAAAAGUGUGACACACGUGCACCGCUCAAGGUCCAAUAAGAGCUCAGUAGUGCAGAAUUUGGCUUCCAUGUCGCAUGAGUGUGCCGGACAUUCUCAUCUGUCAUGUAGAGGCUCAAGAGGACAGCGAGUUCAUUAGUCUCUUGUUAAAUUCUUCCUUGGGAUGAACCAUUGGCACUUGUGCUCUACUGACUUUAAUCCCAAAUGUGAGCUUCAGUGUGCGCUUUAGACCUAGCAGCACAAGCGGCUAAAAAAAUAUAUAUAUAUAUAUUAUAAAAGAUUAUUAUAUAUAUAUGUAUAUGUAAAUUUAGAAGUAUGUAUAUAUCAUGAUAUAUUAUAAUUAUAUAUAAUAUGUGAUAACUUAAUUACACAUUUCAAACUAAUUAUAAAGAAAACGUAGUAGGAAAUUAUGCACAAUACGCCCCCAGUGUACAAAAGUCAUGGAUCAUAGUGAGUAAAAUUGUGAAACAUCUUGCAUCCGCGGCUUUAUCCGGAUUGUCACCAAACUGUAUUGGUUUUUUUUUUCUUGCCACGCGCCGAGACAAUUGCAUGGAAGUUGGUUGCAAAUUGGGGCCCGAAGCAGAAUUCAUCACAAAAUGACUGUCACAGAGAGGGGCAACCCCCCUCCAGGAAUUCUAGACCCCAUGGGGAAAAAAAGGGCAGCUGUGAUCGCCGCAUACCUGGUCCAUUCAAAGUUACGUGUAUUAUAUACAAACACAUGUUCAACAAAUGAUUUGCACAGCAAAAUAACACAUUAACAACAUUUUUUAAAGACAAGCCCCGGCCCACUGCCUUUAAAGGCAGCAGCUGUACCAUUACACCACCAGGGACUGACAGGUGAGUUCUGCCAUUUUACUCUCUUAUGAGGCGUAUUAUUUGCGCAUUUGCCAUGAAUGCGCCCCCUCGCGCCCUGCACACGGCGCAUGUUCUGCAUGCAGGUCGGGGCAGCCCUGAUUGGUUGUAUUUAAUUUUAAUUUAACUGCUCUGAAAAAGGUCAUUGGUGGUGACCCAAUACUUUGGAACAGUAAUAAUGUAUGCCCCUUUGACAUAUUGCUGUUGUUCUGCCACGUCCUCUCCCCCCAAAUUCAUAUGACAAGACACACAGUUUGACCUUAACACACGCAAACAAACACUGCGGCGCACAUCCCCUCAAUGGGUAAUCCAGCACUAAUCCUCCUGCCCAAUCAGAUAGAGAGACGGAGCAAGGGAUGACAAGAUGAGGGUGGGGGCGGGGUGGUGGUGGGGGGGGGGGUGCAAUUCUGAGAUUUUUGUGGCACACGGGUGUUGCAGUUUUUGACCUUCGGCCCAGCCUUCAAAUCCUCGUCUUAACAAAGCGAAGGCCACAGAGGCCCAAAGCUGCCUAUUGUGGGUCCUGUUGGGAGUCUAGCUCGCCUGGCUUGGCGUACGCCUGAGGGACCUCACAUGAGUCACAACAGUCAACCAGAGACGAGUGACAGCGUGAUUCACACACAGAGAAAGAGAGACUCCUUUUCUUGGCCUUCAAAUGGCAGCCAUCUUGGGCUUAUUGUUGCCUGUGCACCCCCACUCCUUUGCACAUCUUUGACAAGGACACUUGUGUUUUGCCUCACUCCCUCCUUCCUCUUCCAUCCCCACUCAGCUGUUCAUUAGAUUUGACACCCCAACCCCGCCAGCCCUUGUCAGGACACAGAAAGGGCAGAGUUGUUGGCAUGUGAGUCGUCAUAUUUGUUUUUACCCAGAGAGAACAAAGUGAAAUGUAACAUAAUUAAAUGAGAGGACGGCGUGCAUUGAGCUCCCUAAUGAUAUUUACUUGUGACUUCCUGAAUUAUGACUGACCUUACUGUGCACAUUUAGUCUCACUAACAAUUGGCUCAUUUGUCAAAGCUUUUUAGUGGAAGACACACUAAAUGAGCCGUGUACUGUGUCAAAUGUGACAACAAAAAAGGCAACUGUCCCCUCUUUAAGUACCUCUGCCCAAUCACCACCGGCGCUGCAUCCGGUACCUCCAAUUGUUCCUCAGAGCGGAGCAAAUUAAACGGCAUUUCAGCUGGAGCGCUAAUUCACUUCAUCCAAUCAAAGGCCACCGAGAUCUACCUGAAGGACAGAAAACACAUGAUGCCUGCGGUACAUCGUGAGGACUUCAUGGUUUGUUGGGCUCCUGUAAACGCGACCUGGAUGUGACUUAACAAAUAAGGCGGCAGAGCUCAGAGCUUGUGUGGACAAUGUGUAAUACAUGUGGGCUUGUUUACCUUACAAAAAUGGUCACAACUACUUCUAAUUGAUGAAAUAUUCCUCGAUAUGAAUUGUGCCUGUUUCCACGACAGAUGAACACAUUCUCAAUUAGUCAACUCAAUUAGUACGUCAACUUGUCCUGGAAAAUGCGUGUUUUUUAAAAAAAUAUUCUUAAGUAAAAUGUAGAAUAGAAAUAUCAGGUAAGUGGCCACAGCUCUGUGAGUUGUGUUAUGGUUAGCGUGACUUAAAUUGGUGACCAAUGUAAAUAUGCGGGGGUGCGCCAAAAAAUUCAAUAAAACAAAGUAUGGAGAGGAAAAAAUAAAUACUGUUGUUGUGUAGUAGAGCGCAUGUUGGCUGGUAGUUUAGACAUGUACUGUAUUUUUUGGUCUUUCUUUUUUUACUUGCUCUUGUUCUGUUGGCUUUUUAUACGUAAUGAAAUAUUAUUAUUACUAUUUGUUUAUUUAAAACUGCUGGUUUAACUGUCUUCAUAAUGACGGAAUGCUGAGAAGAUUCAAGGCAAGCAUGUGAGGGGGGUUUUUUGUUCAGAUCUGACGAACCUCACUGGCCCCUUUAAAGUCAUGCAUAUUAUCGAACUGAUCGAGUUAAAGGCUAUCAAUAGCUUUCCCCAUUAAUGCACCAGAUCGGGACACAAAGGCGGCCAUUGUACUUGCGGUGUUUGCCGCAGGCGGCUCCAGUCAGCCUCCACUCAACAGAGAUUGUGGUUUAAACUCCUUUUUAAUAUUUCACAGCUUCCUUUAUGGCAGCAUCAUGUGUGUGCCGGGGCAGAUGUUACAACAAAGACAAGUAUAUACAGUAUAUUAAUGUGAUUGUUUAGAACAUUCUGAACGUUCAUAAAAAAAAGCAUGUCACUCUAAACAAAAUGGGGGAAAACUGGACGACAAAACAUGCAUUCAGACUUUUGUUGUUUUCCUUUUUCAUGCUGAUGUUGAUUAUUUAAUAAAGUAUUGAUAUGAACUGUUAA
Molecule: messenger RNA, 5893 nt
Organism: Dunckerocampus dactyliophorus (ringed pipefish)
Lineage: Eukaryota; Metazoa; Chordata; Actinopteri; Syngnathiformes; Syngnathidae
Exons: 2
Coding region: 554-1543 (329 amino acids)
Biological process (GO): activation of protein kinase activity; brain development; positive regulation of cyclin-dependent protein serine/threonine kinase activity
Cellular component (GO): cytoplasm; protein kinase 5 complex
Molecular function (GO): cyclin-dependent protein serine/threonine kinase activator activity; protein kinase binding
Source: RefSeq, a predicted model, not a curated record